AUGUCGACGAACACGACAACCCCGACCCUCCCUCCUUCAUUGGAUCUUCCGCCUCAUCUGUCGGCUCAAAAGUAUUUCUUCGUCUGCACGCUCACUGUCUUGGCCUGGGAUGCCCUCGUUCUCACUCCCAGGUCCUACAGGCUGGGACGUCUGCCAAAAUGGCCAGCUUUGAAGUUCAUGUAUUACUUCAUGCAAUUUUGGGUCCUAGCGGAUUUUGUUGUAACAGGUGUAAUGUUCUUUAGUACGACAGUCAUACAAGACACGGACUGCGUCGCCUUCUGGCCUUACGAGCCAAUUUGUACGGCAAUUCUCAUGGCUGUUGCAUCCGCUGUACAUGUCAUGCGCAUAUCGGCUAUCUAUGACCACGUUCAAAAUGUUCGCGCAACUAUGUGGGGAUUAUACGCUGUGCAGAUUAUCGUCACUGCCCUUUGCUGCGGGUUCUACCGCUCUGUCCAUCUUGAAGAUGGCCAGGGAUGCAUCGCUGGUCCCUUGAAUAACGCAAGCUGGGUUGGAAUUUACUGGCUAGCUCCAACCCUGCUCUACGCUACCAGCUUCGUCCUCGCUUCUCUACGCAGCAUUAAAACGCUCGAAACCAGGCGUGUAUCUUACUGGCGUCUCAUGCUUCGUGAUGGCUUGAACCUGUACGGUGCCAUUCUCCUUGUAAACCUCAUCAACGUCUUCUUCUACUUCAUCAUGACACCCACGGGUCCAACCGACCCCAUCAAGACGAUUGUCACCAGCAUGGCAGCUGUGCUUACAACAACAAUGUCUAUGCGUAUCAUCCUAUCUGUUAGAGGGGACCUUACCAACGGUGGCACCUUCUCUAUUUCUUCCCACGCUGCUUCCUCAUCAGGAGCCAAUACCCACUCGCUCUCUGGCUCAGGGAAUAGACCAAGAGGGGUUAACCACACAUUCACACUCGGUGAUAUGCGUGAUGCCACCGUAGCCGUGGCCGCUCGUAAAGAGGGAGGAGAAUGGGAUGCUGACAAAAGCAGUGUCACCCCUCGCGAGGAAACCAAGGCUGUACUUCCAAUCAUUGGGGAGGAUGUUGAUAGUGGUAUACCCCGUGCGCGCAAUGGGUUGGGCGUUCAAAUCACAGUCGAUCAGCAAGUCGAGUACGAUGAUGGAUUUCCCACGAGGAAGUAG
Messenger RNA from Suillus plorans, 1146 nucleotides. RefSeq lists its product as uncharacterized. The record is from RefSeq and is a predicted model, not a curated record. Bases 1 to 1146 code for a protein of 381 amino acids. Lineage: Eukaryota; Fungi; Basidiomycota; Agaricomycetes; Boletales; Suillaceae. The transcript is spliced from 2 exons.